This is a messenger RNA of Zychaea mexicana, 808 nucleotides long. RefSeq lists its product as uncharacterized. The transcript is spliced from 3 exons. Lineage: Eukaryota; Fungi; Mucoromycota; Mucoromycetes; Mucorales; Lichtheimiaceae. Bases 73 to 687 code for a protein of 204 amino acids. The record is from RefSeq and is a predicted model, not a curated record.
AUCUUUAUCUGUGCUUUGCGUUACUAAUACUGCAAUCCUCAAAAUAUAUAUAGUCGACUGCUGUAUGUGGCAAUGACUCGCGCCAAAUGCUUCUUAUACUGCACAUUUGCUCAGACGCGUAUGGUUUGGGGUAACGCUCAAUAUGGUAGCUUGUCUGAAUUUUUAUCAGACAUGCCCCAAACAGCAUACACUCGACGCACUCCCAAAUUGGACUCAGAGGCACGAGCUUGGGUAGCAGAUGUAUUGCGUUUACCGUAUCGAGAGAACUGCACAUUGCAACACGCCGGUGAUGGCAUUUGGAUGGAUGAAGAACGACAAUGGUCCAAAUGUGACAGCGAUAAAGCCGAAUCCGGCUAUGCAUCUAAUCGACGAAAUUAUUCUCCUUACUCUCGUAACGGGUUUAACUCUGCAUCAUAUUCUUCGCGCGGUGGUCGAUCUGGUGCCUUUGGGUUGAAGGGCAAUCGCUCAGGUGCUACAACAACAAUGACAGCUACACCACGACCCAAAGCAACUGCCCAAUCCGUCCAAUCUAAACCGUAUGCAUCGUUUGGAUCCGCUGCUUUUGUCAAAGAAGACGUGAUAUCUGAUUAUAAGAAAACAACGAACGUCAGCGAUAACAAGUCAGAAGCAAGUUUCAAGCGUAAGCGAGAAUACGGUGUUGGAACUGCCCAUUUGCGCAAGAAUUAGGUGACAUAGAUAUAAAACACUUCAAUAAGUAAUGACCCCGUGCUUUUCCAUAUUUGUUCUCUCUCUCAUGAUACCAACUUCACUUCCCACUUCCCUCCCUCCCCCUCGUAUGUAUUUGCUC